This is a messenger RNA of Vicugna pacos (alpaca), 2788 nucleotides long. The record is from RefSeq and is a predicted model, not a curated record. Lineage: Eukaryota; Metazoa; Chordata; Mammalia; Artiodactyla; Camelidae.
AUGGGGAGGGGCCCCAGCGUGGGGGGAUUGCAGGUGUCCAGGUUCCUGGAUGAGGUCACUGUGCGGGUGCUGGACCCCGGGACCCUGGAGGCCUUCCGGGGGCCCAGAGGACACAGCCCAGAGCCCUCCCCGGAUGAGGAAGGCCCCGGCCUGGCCCCGGAGCCCCUUGCAGGAGCUGCAGCUCCAGAGAAGACCCUGGCCCUGAGCCCCCAGCUGUCCUCGGAGGCAGCAGCGGAGGCUGCAAGCGGAGGGGGCCAGGCCGGGCCGUGGAGACCAGUGGACCUCGCAUGGACAGUAGCAAACAAGGAGGCCGAGCUGCCUCCCCCAGGAGGCCUCCAAGCCGGAUGGCUGGCCAUGGUCCUGCUCUUCUUCAAGACGGGCAUGGAUGGCCUCUCCUGCAGAUGUCACCCUCUCAUGAUCACUUCAGGGGGUUCAGACCUUACAGAAGUCAGUGAGCAGUUUCUUUUGGCAGAGCCAGACAUACAAAAACAAACCCCUCAAGCCUCCGACCUGAGGGGCAAGGAGGAGCCCGAAGCUCUGGACGCCGCAGAGGGGAGCUGGGGACUUCUCCCACCAGGAGGGGCGACCCCCCAGCUCUCUGAGACCGCAUGCCCUGGCGGGCCCAGCGCAGCCCAGGUCCCCGCUCUGAGCAGCUCUGUCCUCUCCACCCACAGGCUGCGCAGCCCUUGGGUGCCCUCGUGCCUUGGGCAGCCCCGCGUCCUGCAGGGCCGGCUGGCCAGGUCCUCGCCCUCGCUCUGGGACAGCGCGCUGCAGGAGCAGAAGGGCGAGCUGCGCAAGCGGCUGUCCUACACCACGCACAAGCUCGAGAAGCUCGAGACCGAGUUCGACUCCACGCGCCACUACCUGGAGAUCGAGCUGCGCCGCGCGCAGGAGGAGCUGGAGAAGGUCACGGAAAAGCUGCGCAGGAUUCAGAGCAACUACAUGGCACUGCAAAGGAUCAACCAGGAGCUGGAGGACAAGCUGUACCGCAUGGGGCAGCACUACGAGGAAGAGAAGCGAGCUCUUAGCCACGAGAUUGUUGCCCUCAACAGCCACCUGCUGGAGGCCAAGGUGACCAUUGACAAGCUGUCGGAGGACAAUGAGCUCUAUAGGAAGGACUGCAAUCUAGCGGCCCAGCUGCUGCAGUGCAGCCAGACCUACGGCAGGGUCCAUAAGGUGUCCGAGCUGCCAUCAGAAUUCCAGGAGCGCGUGAGCCUGCACAUGGAGAAGCACGGCUGCAGCCUGCCCGCCCCACUCUGCCACCCGUCCUACGCUGACAGCGUCCCAACAUGCGUCAUUGCCAAGGUGCUGGAGAAGCCUGACCCUGGCAGCCUGUCCUCCCAGCUGUCGGAUGCCUCGGCUCGUGACCUGACCUUCCGCGACGGGGUGGAGAAGCCGGGCCCCCGGCCCCCCUACAAGGAGGACAUCUACUGCAGCGACACAGCCCUCUACUGUCCCGAGGAGCGGCGGCGUGACCGGCGGCCCAGCGUGGAUGGGCCGGUGGCCGACGUGGGCUUCCUGCGGGCCCAGAAUUCCACCGACAGCGCGGCCGAGGAGGAGGAGGAGGCCGAGGCAGCCGCCUUCCCGGCCGGCUACCGGCACGAGGCCUUCCCGGGCUACGCGGGCUCCCUGCCCACAUCCAGCUCCUACUCGCGCGCCAGCCCUCUCUAUGCCAGCUACAAGGCUGACAGCUUCUCGGAGCGUGAUGACCUCUCCCAGGGCCACCUGGCAGAGUCCCGCUUCCUCCGGGCGGCCGGCGACCUGAGCCUCAGCCCUGGCCGCCCAGCCGACUCGCUGCCCAGCUACGCGGCCGGCGAGGGGGACCGGGAGAGGCUAGGGGUGCAGCUCUGUGGGGCGGGCGGCAGCCCCGAGCCCGAGCACAGCCCCCACAGCUCCAGGGACUCCUUGGAGCCCAGCUCCAUGGAGGCCUCCCCAGAGAUGCACCCCGCUGCCCGCCUCAGCCCCCAGCCGGCCUUCCCUCGGACUGGCGGCUCGGGGCUCAGCCGUAAGGACAGUCUCACGAAAGCCCAGCUCUAUGGAACCCUGCUCAACUGAGCAGCCGCGUGCCGGCCUCGGCCACGGCCACAGCCACCCCACACACCGGGUCCCGAGGGGUGCAGCCUCACCUCCCUGACCCCCAACCUCCCGGCCCCGCAAACAAGGACCCCUAUCCACCUAACCCAGUCGAGCCUGAGAGGGGGACCCCAACCCACGUGUCUCGUCCGCCCCUGCGCCACCACAGUGGAACGUUUUUCUCACACCAACAGCCUUCCCCACCUGAGAUGAGCAGUCCCCCCUUUUAUAAAGUGCAACUAUUUUUAUAGAGCAAAAGGGUCUUUCUUAAUGCUCUCGGCCUCCAGCCCCCUGGAUGGCAGCCUUGGCGUUUUCAACAUGAAGGUCCUUUAUUUUCGGGUGAGAGCAAGUGGGGCCUGCCCCUUGGAGGGAAGGACGGUGUCCUGUGGAGACACCCCAGCAAGCUAGUGACAGGGGAACCCUGAAGCUCUGCCCACAAAGAGGGGAACUGGAAUGGGUGAAGGGAUGUGAAACGUUUUCAGCUGUUCUUGCUGUGUGGCCGACCCCCCCAAGCUCUCCUGUGGUCCAUAGUCCCGAGUGGGGCCGGUGCUCGCCCCCCAGUGUCCCGCUCCCCGGCACCACCUCGCUCUACCUCAGAUGUAAUGAGGCCCUCUGACUCCCAGUUUCUGUAGCUUGCUUUCUUGUUGUCUGUGAUGCAUGCCCUGUCUCAGUACUGUAUUUUGCAUUCAUUAAUAAAAGACAUCAGUGGAAAGAA